CGGCUGGGCGAGGAGCCGCGGGGCUUGGGUUUGAAGCCAGCCGAGCCGGAAGCCGGUCUGCUCCUUCGCCUCCCCUCUGUUCCUGGCGGAAACGCAAGCCCUGGAAGAGAGGUUCCGGGCUCAGCCUGAACUGGCGGCGGCAGAAUGGAGACCGGGGCCGAGGACGUGGGACUGACCCGCCGCCCGAUGCUGGCCUCUUCCUGGGAUGCCGCCUGCGGAGCCCUGGCCCACAGCCUCCGUCUCACCCGGGCUGACGUCGGCGCCCGGGACUUGGACUGGGAGGAACCGCUGGCUCCGCCUGCCCCGGGGUGCGCCGGGCCGGCGGGGACUGGGGCCGCCGCUGCGGGAAGCCAAGAUCUGGUGGUUCUGAAGAGCAGCCUGAACAGCCCCGAUGAAAAGCCCUGCUUCCUUUACCUGAGAUGUGACCCUAACGGAGGCGAGGAAAUCGUUGCUGUUGGCAUUUUGAGUUCAGCAAGAAAUAUGGAAGUGUACUUAGGAGACGAGUACUGUGGAACCAGUAGGGGCAAGAAUGUUUGUAGUGAUCGGGAUCACAGUGAGCACAGAAUUGUUUUCUACAAAAAAUAUUUAAAAUUGGAGUCCUCCAGCCAUGCUUGUAAAGUAAAGUUGCUCUCCUUUGGUGAAAAGCAGUGUGUGUUCAUCAGUAAAAUUGUGGUACAGUUGAGGCGGGUUUCAACAAAUUCUUCCACAAGCUCUCCUGCUCUAGGAUCAAGGAUAGACCUGCAGAGGGUCCAAACUCUCAUGGAGGCCAUGGGGUCAAAGUUGUCACCUGGCGCUCAGCAACUGAUGAAUAUGGUUAAAUUUCAGCAGCAGAAUUGUGUUCCCAUCGGAGAGCAGCUUCGGUCGGCUUUGGGAAAUACUGGCUACAAACGUAUGAUCGACCUGCAGUCGUCAGUUGCUUCAGGAGCCUCAGACAAGUCACCCUCCACGCCUUUCCCUUUUAGAACCGGAUUGACAUCUGGAACCCUGACUGAAGACUUAAACACCUACGUUGAUAAAAGUCCACAGCCACCGGGUGCAGGAAACACUACAAACCUCCAAGAGUAUAACAUUGUGCCACAAAACCAUUCUUUUCUUGAGAAUGACCUGAGAAACGCAGUUUCUUCUUUCCUGCCGAAAAAAGCGAGUGACAACUCAAAUGUCCCUAACUCUGAGUUGCUGCCUUUUCUCCAGAAUUUAUGUAGUCAGGUUAACCAUCUCCGUGUGGGACGUAACACCAAGUGGCAGGAAGGCAUCACUAAGGCUGGGGAAGGCGUUGUUGGUGUUGCAAUGGAAGAGCAACCUGUGUGCACCUACUUGGAAAAGAUUCUUACUAAAAAUAUGGAACUGCUGGAAAAGAAACUUGUGGACCACAUCGAUCAGCGAAUAUAUCAACUCCAGGAACACAUGGAUACAAAGAUGGCUCUGUUAAUGGACCUGCUGCAGAAUCCCUACUCCCCACCCCCUGGGACGGUCCUUAGACAGUGUGACUCUGGAGAAAGACUUUCAAAUGGAGAAAGAUAAGUGCUCAACAUGUAGGAUGUACUGCAGAUAUUUAUUACGUAUUUAUUGCAAAGCCUAAACCCCCAGAGUUCAAAGCAAGUAUUUAAUGUCAUUUGAGGAGCAUCAGCUUACUUACAUCAAGUGACCUCAUUACUGUCAAUCCAGGACUGUGCAUUAAAAUUAACAUGAUAGGGUCAUCAAUCAUUUUUGUUUGCAAUAUUGUUUACUUUUAUUUUUUACUUGUAUUUACUUUUAUUUUUGUUUAAGUGUUUAAAGUUUUUAAGGAUGUCUAUUUUAAUUAAUGAAUCUGUAUUUUAUGUGUUUCAGUACUGUUUUAAUUUAUAGAAAGGCCUUAUGUUUUAGGGAUAUGAAAAAAAUACAGUAUUUGAUGUAUUUUUCUUUUUCUAAUUGAUUGUUCUUGGAAACCUUAGAGUACUUAAGCCUUGCAACCUUUAAUUUCCAGUCACCAAAUUACAUUUUAUGUUGUUUAUUUCAGAUAAAAAAUUAGAUGUGAUAUUUCUGCAAAAUUAGUAUACAUUGGGGCCAUUAGUUUUAUGUUCUGUCACAGUGGAGCUCUACUGUGGGUAGGAAAGAAACAUCAGAACUGGACUUUUUUGUUAAGAUUAUUACUUUAGAUUUUGCAUUUGAUGUAAAACAAGAGAAGUCAUCUUGUUUCAUUUCAGUAAACACAGAAAGUAUAAGAAACUCUUCUCUUCUGAUAGUGGUUCUUCUUUCCAGAGCCCUGCUCUGGUAUAUUUAACAUGUGAAGUGCUGAACCUCUACAGUCGAGGAUAAAGGCAUAUGAAUCAAGGAGAUUGCACUUCUCUCUGGCAGACGUAAUUUUCAGAAAUUAUGACUAUUUUAUAUGUGUUGAGAUGUGGUAUAUUUGCAUCUAAAAAAUCAUCUACUCUGGAAACGAUGUGUCUUAAAUAAAUAUAAAUAUUUUCUUUUUUA
Mirounga angustirostris (Northern elephant seal) is the source of this 2454-nucleotide messenger RNA. RefSeq names its product ATPase PAAT. The transcript is spliced from 6 exons. Lineage: Eukaryota; Metazoa; Chordata; Mammalia; Carnivora; Phocidae. The coding region runs from base 145 to 1521 and encodes 458 amino acids. The record is from RefSeq and is a predicted model, not a curated record.